Molecule: messenger RNA, 891 nt
Organism: Acanthopagrus latus (yellowfin seabream)
Lineage: Eukaryota; Metazoa; Chordata; Actinopteri; Spariformes; Sparidae
Exons: 2
Coding region: 16-891 (291 amino acids)
Biological process (GO): positive regulation of Rho protein signal transduction; phospholipase C-activating G protein-coupled receptor signaling pathway
Cellular component (GO): membrane
Molecular function (GO): G protein-coupled receptor activity
Source: RefSeq, a predicted model, not a curated record
UCUGCGUGGCCUCUUAUGGCUGACAGCAACACAGUGACAACAACUGUCCCCGUCCUCGUCAACGUCACUGGCAACCUCACCACGCCCACCGCUGUCCAGGUAGCCACAGUGGUCAGCUGGUUGACGUUCAGCAUUGGGUUGCCCGCCAUCGCCCUGGCUAUUUACACCCUCAAGAACCUGUCCAAAGGUGAGAACAAAGUUCCCAUGCACGUCAUGUUCCUCCUCGUCUCUGACAUCAUCAGUUUCUUUGGUCGUCCCCGUGGCACUGUCUCGUCCACCAGCACCACUGAUUUCAUCUUCUAUUUUGGUGUCAUUUCCAACAUCACCUUAAUGCUUUUCAUAGCUCAGGAGCGCCAUCUCCUGGUGGCCUACCCUCAGUGUCUUGGCUGCUGCAGCAGUAUCAGGCACUCUCCUGCGGUCGCCUUGCUGGCCUGGGCUGCCCCGUUUGGCGUCCUGGCCCUGGCUGUGCUGCAGUACAACUUCUGGUUCGCCGUGUCCCUGCUGACUCCUUUCCCCUUCCUCCUCUUCUUUGCUGUGGACUCAUGGAGGGCCCUGAUCUGCUCCCGAUCUAACCCCUCGACCCCUGAGAGGAGGAGAGCUGUGUGGGGGAUUGGUGCGAUAUGGGCCAACUACACCCUCCUCUACGUCCCCUUCAUCCUCAGCAUCCUCUUGGAGGCUCUGUCCUACAAGGAGACGGUGACAUACCUGGGCCUGGUGUCUCACCUGCUGCUCUACCUCAGCCCUCUGGUGGACCCUUUUCUCUACAUAUUCAUGACCAAAGGGCUCAAAGAGGUGCUGCAGGCACUACCCUUCUGUCAAAGCCAUAGUAAGAAAGAGAACAUGAGACCCACUGUGGAAACUGUGGCUGAGACAGUGGAGACAAGACUUUGA